AUGCUUACCUCCACUCAAGUCCCUGAAGCACUACACGGUGACGAGCCAGACAUCACACCAGUGCAGCCAUCUUCGUCUCCAUCGCAGCGCCCCCAGCUUAGCCCCGAGCACCAGAAGAUCGUCAAGUCUACUGCGCCCGUGCUGGCCGAACACGGUGUUGCCAUCACUUCGCACUUUUAUAAGCGCAUGUUGAACAACCACCCUGAACUGCGCAACAUAUUCAACUCAGCACACCAAAGUACGGGGGCGCAGCCUGCGGCUCUUGCACACGCGGUGUGGGCAUAUGCUGCCAACAUCGACAACUUGGGGGCCUUGACCAGUGCGGUUUCUCGAAUCGCCCACAAACAUGUCAGUCUUGGGGUCACUCCCGACCAGUAUCCCAUUGUUGGGGAGAACCUGCUUGCCUCUAUCCAAGAAGUACUGGGGGAUGCGAUCAACCAACCCAUUCUGGACGCCUGGGCCGCAGCCUACCAACAGCUCGCCGAUAUCUUCAUCGACGUCGAGCACAGCCUGUACGAAUCAGCCGAACACAGUCCUGGCGGCUGGACAGGAUGGCGCAAAUUCAAAGUUGCGCGCAAAGUCGUCGAGAGCGAUGAGAUUAUCUCGUUCUACUUAGAGCCAUUGGACGGAGGUCCGCUGCCGCACUUCAAGCCGGGCCAGUACAUCUCGGUGAGAGUAUUCCUACCGGAGCUAGGAGUGUACCAGCCUCGUCAAUACAGCCUUUCUGACACAGAUGAUGGGAGACAUUUUCGAAUUUCGGUCAAGAAGGACGCGGGCACGAGCCCCGCGCCGCCGGGACGAGUGUCUAACCUCUUGCACGAGAACUUGCCGGAAGGCGCAGAGCUCGACGUCAGCAACCCGUUUGGCGAUUUCACCCUCGACGUGGCCGGCUCAGAUGAACCCGUCGUGCUGAUCAGCGGCGGCGUUGGGAUCACGCCCAUGUUGUCCAUGCUGGGGACGCUGGUCGAGCAGGCGCCCACGCGGCCGGUGGUCUUCAUCCACGCCGCCCGCAACGGCAAGGUCCACGCCAUGAGGGACUACCUGGCGCGCAUCAUCAAGGACAACCCCCAGGUGUCAAAGGUCGUCUUCUACGGAGAGACCGAAGCCGCGGAGCGUGAGGGCGUCGAUUACGACUUUGUCGGGCGCCUCGUGCUCGAGAACAUCAAGGAUAAAGUCCUCCUGCCAGGCGCGAGCUACUAUCUGUGCGGACCGAUCCCGUUUAUGCGCCUCCACCAAAAAGCCCUCGAGGACCUGGGCGUCCCUCCCGAGCGGAUCCAUUCUGAAGUCUUCGGCUCGAGCGUGGCCUGA
Messenger RNA from Fonsecaea erecta, 1308 nucleotides. RefSeq lists its product as hypothetical. Lineage: Eukaryota; Fungi; Ascomycota; Eurotiomycetes; Chaetothyriales; Herpotrichiellaceae. Gene Ontology annotation, molecular function: FAD binding; nitric oxide dioxygenase [NAD(P)H] activity; oxygen binding. Gene Ontology annotation, biological process: nitric oxide catabolic process; cellular response to nitrosative stress. Gene Ontology annotation, cellular component: intracellular anatomical structure. Bases 1 to 1308 code for a protein of 435 amino acids. The record is from RefSeq and is a predicted model, not a curated record. The transcript has a single exon.